AUGGAGUUUGGGGAGGAAGAUGACCCAGGUGCCGGGAGGGGCGGCACGGCCUGGGUGCUGCGCCGGGGCAGAGUGAACGUGCACCGCUUCACCGGGUUCCCUGCGGCGCCCUCAGAGUCUCUGCAGAUCCGGGUGGACUUUUCCCAGCCGGCCACGAGAGCUUUCCCGGUCCUGCUGCUGGUGAGGUUCUCCGAGAGGCCGACUCCUGCUGACUUCCUGCUGAAGCAGGUGCACUUCUGGCCAGGGCUCACGGCACAGGUCUUCGUCCCAGCCGCUCUGCUGCAAGGCCCCGCCUUGGGGUACCUGUCCCUGUUGGAUGCGGACUAUGACAGGGACCCUCCGAACAGAUACUUGGCCGAGGCUGUGAACUACACCGUGCGCCUGCAGGGGGCCCGCUGCCUGCUGUGGGAUGGGAGGCGGCGGGAGUCUGAGAGCUUCUCCCCACAGCCUGGCGCCUCUGCAGGGAAAGUGAGCUGCAGCUACAGCCGCCUCGCCACCUUCACCGCCUUCGCCAUCGCAAGAAGAAGCCUGAACACCAGCUUUGAGACGGGGGACACUGCCGAGUUCCAGGGACACCCGGAAAACCUGCUUCCCAGUAUCGUUAUUGUGGUUUUUACAAUUCUUUAUGCACUUUUGGUCACUAAAAGCAAACGCAUAGAUCUUCGUGAGAAAAAGAAAACUGGCUACAUUUUUCUGCAAGGAAACGCCCCGCCCGGUCACCAGCUGUACGCGGUUGUCGUGGACACAGGCUUCCGGGCUCCGGCCCGCUUUACCGCAAAGGUCUGCAUUGUUCUGUGUGGUGAAAGAGGACUUUCCGAGCCCAGAGAGCUCUGCUGUCCAGAGAAGCCCCUGUUUGAGCGGAAUUCCAGACACACCUUCGUCCUGAGCUUCUGUACUCCAAGUUCACGGAGCUCCUGGAGGACCUCCACGUGUGGGCCUCUGUGCACAGCCGGCCGUCGGGCAGGGGCCUCCUGCACACGCCGCGCCUCGGUGUGGCCUUCACCUUGCUCUGCGCCUACGCCUGCCUGGCAGCCCUGGUCACGGCUGCAGGACACGAGCAGCUCCCGCCGGGUGUCGGCCCUGCUGCUGUCCCUCUGGGGUCCUUCGGGACGGGCUUCCUGUGCACCCUCCUGGCUUCUCCGGGUGCUCAGCUCUUGUCGCUGCUCUUCAGGCUCAGCCAGGAAGUCCACGGAUGCCCCUCAGCACAGCCACGCCCGUCCCUGA
Molecule: messenger RNA, 1224 nt
Organism: Molossus molossus (Pallas's mastiff bat)
Lineage: Eukaryota; Metazoa; Chordata; Mammalia; Chiroptera; Molossidae
Product: polycystic kidney disease protein 1-like 1
Exons: 10
Coding region: 1-1224 (407 amino acids)
Biological process (GO): detection of mechanical stimulus
Cellular component (GO): membrane
Molecular function (GO): protein binding; calcium channel activity
Source: RefSeq, a predicted model, not a curated record